UUCUAACCAAAAUAUGAAAAUAGUAUUUUCAUUUUUCACUCAAUACUCUUUUUUGGUUUAGUGAUCGGAAAUUUUUUAUUAGCACACAGAGAGCGAUCUAAUUUCAGUAGAUCCUUUCAAUGCCGGUUGAAACGGAAGAAGUUGCGGCGGCGCCACCCCCGCCUGCCGUUCCCCACCCUCAGCGGCGGCCGAGGGUAAGAGAAAUCAGUUCCAGGUUCAUGUCUCCGGUAUCAUCCUCCCAUUCUUCCGGCGAUCAUUCGAGAUCUCCACUUCAUAAGCAACACCAUUUGCAGCGGCAGAGACGGCAGUCGGAACCGGAGGUUGACGAGAACAUCCCCGCCGUUGCCCCUUGUGAUACUCCACGAGCCUCUCUUGAAUCGCCGUUCAUAAAUAUAACUACUGUUCAAAAGAAGCAUCGCCAUUCAAGAACUUAUAGCGAUACCAGCAAAUUAUUUGGGAGAAGCACAGCAAAUAAUACGCCUUUAAGGCCAGAUACGCCUACUAUUGAAAGAACUUCAUCAUUACCAUCAUCAACAAUAAGAUUAAACCACCGGACAGCCAACGUUCCGGCGACGGCAAAGGCAUCGGCGGCCGCCAAGUUGUUGCAAUCAAGUGGGAUCGGUUUAUCAUCGAAACCUAAUGCUUCUUCAUCUUCUUCUCAAGAACCCUCUGUCAAUGAGUCUGGCCGUACUGCUCUGUCCCUUAUAGAUUUAGGCACCUCAUUGCCUGAGGCGGAUAACAACGGCGACGGUGCCGAGCCGUCAUUGAAACUCUCCCGCUCUUUGAAUUCGCCACUAUUAAGUUCCGAUCCUUCUCUGUUUCAUCUUCCUAAUGGACUAAUGAAGGGGAAAUCUGCUAAGGUGACUCCAUUUUCACUACCACCAGUCCCUUCUCACACAAAGCAUGGGACUGAUACAAUAAGGGGAUCAAAGAAAAUUUCUCGUCAUCAAGAGGAUUUACAUUCCUUGAAAUUGCUUUACAAUUGUUAUUUACAAUGGAGAUUUGCUAAUGCCAAGGCAGAAAACUCUACUCAAAUUCAGAAAAGAGAAACUGAGAGAAUACUUUAUUCUCUUGAGGUGAAGAUAUCAGAGUUGUAUGAUCGUGUGAGAAGGAAACGCAUGGAGCUUCAACUACUACAAAGGAUGAAAACCUUAUCAAAUAUUCUAGAAUCUCAUAUGCCAUAUCUAGAAGAAUGGUCUACAUUCCAAGGAGAUUACUUAAAUUCUUUAUCAGAAGCUAUUCAAUCUUUGUUGAACAUUUCUCUUAGACUGCCAAUCAAUGGGAAUGUUAAGGUAGAUACGAGAGAGGUAGGGGAAGCAAUGACUUCAGCAAUAAAAAUGAUGGAAAUGAUAGUUUCCAAUGUUCAAAGCUUUAUGCCAAAGGCUGAGGAAAUGGAAAGUUCAGUUUCAGAAUUGGCUAGAGUGGCAAUAGGAGAAAGAGCUGUUAUUGAAGAAUGUGGAGAUUUGUUAUAUAAAACCAAUAAAUUUCAGGUUGAAGAGUGCAGUUUAAGAGCUCAGCUUAUUCAGUUGCAAUCAAUGGGUUCAUGUAACAAUAAACUACUCCUACAAGAAUAAUACACACUCAGAGACUGACUCAAAUGAAUUCUUUUCUUCUUUUUUGGUUUGGAUGUGAAAGUUUUUCACUUUUCAUAAUAAAAUUCACUAAUGAUUUCAUUUUUUUAAUCAA
Messenger RNA from Gossypium arboreum, 1686 nucleotides. RefSeq names its product protein ENDOSPERM DEFECTIVE 1-like. The transcript is spliced from 6 exons. The record is from RefSeq and is a predicted model, not a curated record. Bases 120 to 1574 code for a protein of 484 amino acids. Gene Ontology annotation, cellular component: cytoplasm; centrosome; nuclear microtubule. Lineage: Eukaryota; Viridiplantae; Streptophyta; Magnoliopsida; Malvales; Malvaceae. Gene Ontology annotation, molecular function: microtubule binding. Gene Ontology annotation, biological process: centrosome cycle; spindle assembly.